AUGUCACAACAUCAAGAUACAUCUGCUUCUAAAAAUACUAAGUCUACUCCAAAAUUUAGUGUUCCUCCCAUGGGCGUCCCUGAUGAUGAGAUUCUGGAUGUUGCUCCUCUCUCUGUUAUUCCCGCCGCGAACAUUGAUUUGGACCAACCCAUCUCCAUUGAUGCCUCCGCUUCUGCAUGUUCCAAUCAAGGUAAUCCCUCUAGUAUUCCGUCUGGUUCAACUCCUGUCACUAAGUAUAAGGAAGAAACACAAUAUACUGAUCGUGUUAUAAGAGACAUAGUUACUAGAAUUCUUAAUGAAGGCCACUCUAUGAAGGGGGUUUCUACUCCCCUUGCUCAAAUGUAUCCCCCUCCUGAGGUUGAACAACCUAGUGGUAAGGGUGAUGAUUCCUCCAGUUUUGAAAAGGCCUUGGCUGCUGAAGGGUUGCGCUCUCUAGGGCAAACUGUGUCUGAGAAAGGGAAAUUUGUGGCCUCUAACACGGCUAAUGCUUCCCACUCUGAGAAGCAUGAUGAUGCAAAUGUUGUGAUUGAUCUAGAGGAUGGUAGCUCUAAUGAUCAAGAGGAAAGCUUGAUUCAUCACAUAAAGCCAAGUGUGGCUAAACGCAUGAAGACUCGCAAAGGAAAAUUUGUGGCUGAACUUAUGUCAUCUAGAGAAGCUAAGAAGACUGUUGUCAUUGGUCCCUCCAAACCAUGGAGCAAGGUUGAAAUAAAGAAGAGGAAGGUCAGAGAUGAUUCUGAGCCUGAAGAGGAUGUUGAGGAAGAUGUCCCUGACAUCUCGCCUGCGAAGAAAACUACUGUUAGGAAGUCUCCUGUUAAAGUACCUGAUGUUCAUUUGGAUAACAUCUCCUUCCAUCUUGAUGAUGGAGCUGCUAAGUGGAAAUUUGUGAUUCAGAGAAGGGUAGUUGUGGAAAGGGAGUUAUGA
This is a messenger RNA of Lathyrus oleraceus (garden pea), 921 nucleotides long. RefSeq lists its product as uncharacterized. NCBI's taxonomy places the organism in Eukaryota, Viridiplantae, Streptophyta, Magnoliopsida, Fabales, Fabaceae. The transcript has a single exon. Bases 1 to 921 code for a protein of 306 amino acids. The record is from RefSeq and is a predicted model, not a curated record.